AUGGCUGAGUUCAUUUCGCGAAUGGACAGACAAUCAGCCGGUGUUUCACCGACCAUUCGCCGGGUCGAAGACUCGUUGGAGAAGAGGAUUGUGGAUCUCGAGCAUCGACUAAAUAAAAGCGUAGAGACGACCAUAAAUCAAUUUCACACAAGCACCAAGAUGGACAUGAGCGAGCGCCACCAGCUGGAGAACCGACUUCUGGAAAAGGUCCACAACGCCAUGGCAGCAUACGAAAACAGAAUAGUAAGGGUAUUUAAUGAUAAGGUUUAA
This is a messenger RNA of Protopolystoma xenopodis, 270 nucleotides long. Lineage: Eukaryota; Metazoa; Platyhelminthes; Monogenea; Polystomatidea; Polystomatidae. The record is from the annotation of a GenBank genome assembly.